This is a messenger RNA of Arctia plantaginis, 255 nucleotides long. The record is from the annotation of a GenBank genome assembly. NCBI's taxonomy places the organism in Eukaryota, Metazoa, Arthropoda, Insecta, Lepidoptera, Erebidae.
AUGAACCGCACGGCUCCGUCAUGCGCUGCGGCCACCCUGGGCGUACAUCCAGCCCGCGGGCGGCGCAGAUGUGCGCUACGGCGCUCCGGCGCACGAGACGAGCGCACGGAGCGCUACGCGGCGAGCAAGUGGGGCGCAGCACCAUCCGCCGCAGCGCUCCCGCCCCCGCCGACCCACUGGCGACGUGAGGGUCGCUGCCGACCGGAGCCCGACCGUGCAUUGCCACUCAAGCUGCUCCUCAACGUCAUGGCGUAG